AUGCGCAAGUCAGCCCGUGUCCAAAAGCAGACAGUGUCUUCUGCAGUGGUCUCGUACGCAGCUGCAGCACCGAAGAAACCGGAACCAAGACUGGCCGCAUCAUGCCGUCACCGCUGUGCCGACAAAACCGCUUGCAAGCAUAGCUGCUGUCAGCGCUCGCUCAGUGUAUGGGAGCUGCCUAAAUUCCGCGACUUCAUGAAGGGCGACAUGUUCAUUGCUUUCCUGGAUGUGUUCCCUGUCAAAGAGCUGUUCAAGUUACGAAGAGUCAGCAAAACGUACAGAGACACCAUUGACCGCUCGACGAAGUAUCGCAAGGCGGCAUUUCUCGAAGCCAAGGAGUCCAGCAAUCCAGAUUUCCCUGCAUCGAUCAAGGACGCAUUGCUUGAGCACGCGAAGGAGGUUGACGAGGAACUUCUCAUCAGGAUCAACGAUACCACCAUCAUCAACGCGCCAGCUCGGCGUGUCUUCAUCAACCCUCACAUCUUCAGCAUUGUGCCUGCGAACCGCCUGGCCGAUGUGGACCAGAACCGCGAUCCGCUCCUCAUGAAUCCGCACAACUACACCGCUGACGGGAUCUCUCUGUUCGCCACCCUGGAGCUCAAAUUCGAAGGCAGGAAGAAGUAUAAUCCACGCAUCAGCGACGAGUCUCUGUGCAUGGACAUGUUCCUCACGCAGCCGCCCGUGAAGGAGGUCCUGGUCAAGAGGGACGCAACCCGCUAUCGCUUCCCUCGCACUGCCUGGCCCGACUACUAUCUUGCCACGGACGGUGACGGCCUUCGAUAUCGAGACCUGAAUCGGAUCUUGAAUAUGAACUUUCUGGGACCGGGGGCAAGACCCGGAAAUUUCUGGAACCUGUGGUUCACAGGCCGUGUUACGAUUCCGAGAUGUGAGGCGCUGGACGAGAAUGGAGAGCCGAAUGUGGUCAUCGUUCUGGACGAUUGA
Molecule: messenger RNA, 942 nt
Organism: Zymoseptoria tritici IPO323
Lineage: Eukaryota; Fungi; Ascomycota; Dothideomycetes; Mycosphaerellales; Mycosphaerellaceae
Exons: 1
Coding region: 1-942 (313 amino acids)
Source: RefSeq, a predicted model, not a curated record